AUGGGACCGAAUAGCUACGACGUAUCGCAACCCGCCAUCGUAGCCGACGUAGCCUAUGACGCCUUCUUCGGCGGCUCUGAAAGUGUCGCUCCUGGCCCUAUCUAUCCCAUCGAAGUCAUGAUUUGGCUAGGAGCUUACGGCGGUCCAACCGGCUCCCCAGACGACGGCGGUUCCGCAACUCCGAUUGGCACCAUAGUUAGCGAUGCCAUCACGUUCAAUCUGUUCAGCGGUCUGAACACUGGGACGUCAGCAACGGUCUAUAGCUUUUUCGUCGCUAACGGGUCUACCUAUCUGGAGAAAUUCGAGAGUGGAUUGUCUGGAAUGCUGCUGCAGAGUGUACAGGCGGGGACAGAGGCAGUCACCGGUAGUGCUACAUUCUUGACUAGCUCAUACACCAUCAGCUCUAGCUGA
Molecule: messenger RNA, 411 nt
Organism: Letharia lupina
Lineage: Eukaryota; Fungi; Ascomycota; Lecanoromycetes; Lecanorales; Parmeliaceae
Exons: 2
Coding region: 1-411 (136 amino acids)
Biological process (GO): polysaccharide catabolic process
Molecular function (GO): cellulase activity
Source: RefSeq, a predicted model, not a curated record